AUGUUGGAUCUUUCUGGUAACAAAUUUGUUGGUAAGAUUCCUGAAUUUUCAAAAUCAAACUCCACCCAAAGCCCACAACCUGAGGCUUUUGAAUUCCUCAACUUAGCUAAUAAUUUUCUCACUGGAUCAAUUCCUUCUUGGAUACAUUCUCUUGAGUUUUUGACAAUUUUACGCCUAGAUGAUAAUAACCUUACUGGCACAAUCAAAGUAUUUCAUUCAAAAUCUCUUCCAGACCUUUCCUUAAGUUCUAAUAAUUUGAAUGGCGAGAUUCCAAACUCAAUAUUCAAACAAGAGGAACUUCAAUCGUUAGAUCUUUCAUACAAUAAUUUGGAUGGAGUUGUGGAGUUAAGCAAGUUUUCUUUAUUAAAAAAUCUUGACCAACUUAUUCUCUCUUUUAACAAUUUCAUGAUUGUGCGCUCAAAUAAAGUUUUCAAUCAUAAUCCUUUCCCUCAACUUGAAUAUUUGAGUUUGGCCCCAUGCAAUAUUAGAGCACUUUCGGACAUUCUAAAGAACAUGAAAAGCCUAGACAGGCUAUACGUUUCCCACAAUAAAAUUCAAGGCAGGAUUCCAAAAUGGCUAUGUGAUUAUAGAACAAGCUCAUUGUCUAAUUUGAACAUCUCCCAUAAUUUUUUGACACAUGUAGAGCGAGUUCCAUGUAAAAAUCUACAGUCUCUAGAUCUUCGCUCUAACAUGAUACAAGAACAUCUUCCAAUUGUUCCACCCUCAUUGGUCGUUCUUUUCAUCUCAAAUAAUAAUCUAUUUGGAGAAAUACCUUCUACAUAUUGCAAUUUGAAUUUGCAUAUGAACAAUUUUAGUAGGGAAAUUCCUCAAGACAUGUUUAAAAAUUUAACUGGUUUGAGGAGUUUGCACUUUAGUGGCAAUCAUCUAGAAGGAUCUCUACCACGCUCUUUGCGCAAUAGCCAAAGUUUGGAAGUUUUAGAUGUGGGAAAUAACAUGAUAUAUGAUACCUUCCCUCAUUAUUUGGAAGAGCUUCCAAUGCUUCAAGUUCUUGUUUUGAAGUCAAAUAAAUUCCAUGGCUCCAUAGAGGAACCUAAGGUUAAAAAUUCCUUUCAAAAGUUGCAGAUCAUGGAUCUCUCUAACAAUGAAUUCAUUGGUCUAUUACCAACAAAGUAUUUUGAGAGUUUCACGACUAUGAUGGAUGGACAUGCCACUAGAAACCUGACACACAUAGGAGAAAACUAUUACCAAGAUUCUGUGAAUUCGGUAGUGAAAGAUCUCUCUUUAAAUAAGCUGGUUGGGGAGAUACCUAGUAAAAUGAUGGAUCUAACACAACUUUUGCUCUUAAACCUUUCACAUAACAAAUUAGUGGGACCAAUAUCUCGUGGAAACCAAUUUAAUACGUUCCACGAAGAUUCAUAUAGUGGAAACGUGGAAUUAUGUGGGCCUCCUUUAUCUAAAUCAUGCAACAAUGGGAUGCAACAAGAUGGUGAUCAUGGUGAGAAAUAUACGGAUCACAUAAUCUUUGAUUGGAAAAUUGUGAUGAUAGGAUAUGGAUGUGGACUAAUUAUCGGGAUAUCUGUGGGCUACAUGGUGCUUUACAGUGAAAGGUUUGAUUAUUGGCUUUACAAAAAGGUUCAAGGAUGUAGGGGUGUGUAUGGUGUGUGUGGUGCGGUGCGGUCGGUCGCCACGGUUUGCCGGUUUAUAGAUGCUCACCCUUACAAGGACGACAAAGACAAAGACUACGUCGUCAAACAAAUAUUCGUCUAA
This is a messenger RNA of Humulus lupulus (European hop), 1728 nucleotides long. RefSeq names its product receptor-like protein 33. The transcript has 4 exons. Gene Ontology annotation, molecular function: protein binding. Lineage: Eukaryota; Viridiplantae; Streptophyta; Magnoliopsida; Rosales; Cannabaceae. Bases 1 to 1728 code for a protein of 575 amino acids. The record is from RefSeq and is a predicted model, not a curated record.